Acanthosepion pharaonis is the source of this 3693-nucleotide messenger RNA. The record is from the annotation of a GenBank genome assembly. NCBI's taxonomy places the organism in Eukaryota, Metazoa, Mollusca, Cephalopoda, Sepiida, Sepiidae.
AUGGCAGCACUAAAUCUUUCUACUCGACUGGAAAGGACAAAUCGGGCUGGAAUUAAUCGGUUUGUAUCCAAAUGUAAAAAUCUCAUCAGAUCCAAUAAUCAAUGGAAAGGCGAUCAACAAUUUUCCCUGAACUUCUUUCUUUCAAUCUGUCUCUCUUUCAAUCUACCUUUCAGUCUGUCUGUCAAUCUAUCUUUCAAUCUUGUUUUUAGUCUGUCUCUCUUUCAGUCUGUCUCUCUUUCAGUCUGUCUGUGUAUCAAUCUAUCUUUCAGUCUACCUUUAAGUCUGUCUUUCAGCCUCUCUUUCAGUCUGUCUUUCAAUCUAUUUCCAGUCUGUCUCUCUUUCAGUCUGUCUCUAAAUCUAUCUUUUAAUCUAGCUCUCAGUCUGCCAAGUCUAUGUCUCUCUUCCAGUCUGUCUCUCUUUCAGUUGUCUCUCAAUCUAUCUUUCAAUCUAGGUUUCAGUCUGUCUGUCAAUCUAUCUUUCAAUCUUCAGUCUCUCUCUCUCUCUCUCUCUCUCUCUCUCUCUCUUUUCCUGUCUGUCCUUCUAAUUAUUUUCCAAUCUGUCUUUCUUUCAGUUUGUCUCUCUUUCAGUCUGUCUGUAUAUCAAUCUAUCUUUCAGUCUACCUUUAAGUCUGUCUUUCAGCCUCUAUUUCAGUCUGUCUGUCUUUCAAUCUAUUCCAGUCUGUCUCUCUUUCAGUCUGUCUCUCAAUUUGCUUUCAUCUGUCUCUCUUUCACUCUGUAUAUCAAUCUAUCUUUCAAUCUAGCUUUCCGUCUGUUUUGCAAUCUAUCUCUCAGUCUGCCUUUAAGUCUGUCUUUCAGCCUAUCUUUCAGUCCGUCUGUCUUUCGAUAUAUUUUCCAAUCUCUCUUUCAUCCUGUCUUUCAAUCUUUCAAUCUGUCUUUCAGCCUGUCUUUCAGUCUGUCAGUCUUUCAGCCUGUCUUUCAGUCCGUCUGUCUUUCGAUCUAUUUUCCAAUCUCUCUUUCAUCCUUUCUAAUCAGUCUUUCUGCCUGUCUUUCAGUCCGUCUGUCUUUCGAUCUAUUUUCCAAUCUCUCUUUCAUCCUGUCUUUCAAUCUUUCAAUCUGUCUUUCAUCCUGUCUUUCAAUCUUUCAAUCUGUCUUUCAGCCUGUCUUUCAGUCUUUCAGCCUGUCUUUCAGUCCGUCUGUCUUUCGAUCUAUUUUCCAAUGGCUCUUUCAUCCUGUCUUUCAAUCUUUCAAUCUCUCUUUCAUCCUGUCUUUCAAUCUUUCAAUCUGUCUUUCAGUCUGUCAGUCUUUCAGCCUGUCUUUCAGUCCGACUGUCUUUCGAUCUAUUUUCCAAUCUCUCUUUCAUCCUGUCUUUCAAUCUUUUUCAAUCUGUCUUUCAUCCUGUUCUUUCAAUAAAUCUUCUUUAGCCUGUCUUUCAGUCUUUCAGCCUGUAUUUCCAAUCCGUCUGUCUUUCGAUCUAUUUUCCAAUCUCUUUUCAUCCUGUCUUUCAAUCUUUUCUGUCUUUCAGCCUGUCUUUCAGUCUGUCAGUCUUUCAGCCUGUCUUUCAGUCCAUCUGUCUUUCGAUAUUUUUCAAUCUCUUUUCAUCCUGUCUUCAAUCUUUCAAUCUGUCUUUCAGCCUGUCUUUCCAGUCUGUCAGUCUUUCAGUUGUCUUUCAGUCCAUCUGUCUUUCGAUCUAUUUUCCAAUCUCUCUUUCAUCCUGUCUUUCAAUCUUUUUCAAUCUGUCUUUCAACCUGUCUUUCAGUCUGUCCAGUCUUUCAGCCUGUCUUUCAGUCCAUCUAUCUUUCGAUGUAUUUUCCAAUCUCUCCUUCAUCCUGUCUUUUCAAUCUUUCAAUCUGACUUUCAGCCUGUCUUUCCAGUCUGUCAGGCUUUCAAUCUCUUUCAGUCCGUCUGUCUUUCAAUUCUAUUUUCACCUCUCUCUUUCAUCCUGUCUUUCAAUCUUUCAAUAUCUCUUUCAUCCUGUCUUUCAAUCUUUCACUCUGUCUUUCAGCCUGUCUUUCAGUCUUUCAGCCUGUCUUUCAGUCCGUCUGUCUUUCGAUCUAUUUUCCAAUCUCUCUUUCAUCCUGUCUUUCAAUCUUUCAAUCUGUCUUUCAGCCUGUCUUUCAGUCUUUCAGCCUGUAUUUCAGUCCGUCUGUCUUUCGAUCUAUUUUCCAAUCUCUUUUUCAUCCUGUCUUUCAAUCUUUCAAUCUGUCUUUCAUCCUGUCUUUCAAUCUUUCAAUCUGUCUUUCAGCCUGUCUUUCAGUCCGUCUGUCUUUCGAUCUAUUUUCCAAUCUUUCUUUCAUCCUGUCUUUCAAUCUUUCAAUCUGACUUUCAGCCUAUCUUUCAGUCUGUCUUUUCAGCCUGUCUUUCAGUCCAUCUGUCUUUCGAUCUAUUUUCCAAUCUCUUUCAUCCUGUCUUUCAAUCUUCAAUCUGUCUUUCAGCCUGUCUUUCAGUCUGUCUGUCUUUCCGCCUGUCUUUCAGUCCGUCUGUUUUCGAUCUAUUUUCAAUCUCUUUCAUCCUGUCUUUCAAUCUUCAAUAUCUCUUUCAUCCUGUCUUUCAAUCUUUCAGCCUGUCUUUCAGCCUGUCUUUCAGUCUUUCAGCCUGUCUUUCAGUCCGUCUUCCAUCUGUCUUUCGAUCUAUUUUCCAAUCUCUCUUUCAUCCUGUCUUUCAAUCUUUCAAUCUCUCUUUCAACCCCGUCUUUCAGUCUGUCAGUCUUUCAGCCUGUCUUUUAGUCCGUCUGUCUUUCAUCCUUAAAUCUUUCAAUAUCUCUUUCAUCCUUCUUUCAAUCUGUUUUUCAAAAUUUUUCAGUCUUUCAGCCUGUCUUUCAGCCCGUCUGUCUUUCGAUCUAGUCUCUUUUCAUCCUGUCUUUCAAUCUUUCAAUCUGUCUUUUAAAAAAGUCUGUCAGUCUUUCAGCCUGUCUUUCAGUCCAUCUCCUGUCUUUCAGUCCAUCUGUCUUUCGAUCUUUUUAAAAUCUCUGUGUCUUUCAAUCUUUCAAUCUGUCUUUCACAUUGAUUUUUUGUCUGUCAGUUCUUUCAGCCUGUCUUUCAGUCCGUCUGUCUUUCAAUCUUUCUCUCUUUCAUCCUGUCUUUGCAAUCUUUCAAUAUCUCUUUCAUCCUGUCUUUCAAUCUUUCAAUCUGUCUUUCAGCCUGUCUUUCAGUCUUUCAGCCUGUCUUUCAGUCCAUCUGUCUUUCGAUCUAUUUUCCAAUCUCUCUUUCAUCCUGUCUUUCAAUCUUUCAAUCUGUCUUUCAGCCUGUCUUUCAGUCUGUCAGUCUUUCAGCCUGUCUUUCAGUCCAUCUGUCUUUCGAUCUAUUUUCCAAUCUCUCUUUCAUCCUGUCUUUCAAUCUUUCAAUCUGUCUUUCAGCCUGUCUUCCAGUCUGUCAGUCUUUCUGUCUGUCUUUCAAUCUGGCUGUCUUUCUGUCUCUAUUUCAACAUAGCUUUCAGUCUGUCUUUCAAACGGUCUAUUUUCCUUCUGUCUGCCUGUCUUUCAAUUAGUUUGUCUGUCACUCUUUUAAUCUGUCUAUCUUUCCUUGUUUCUUUUUUUUCUCCAUUUUUCCUUGAUUCCUUCUUCGUUUCUUUCUACACUUUCCCUUUUCUUCCCUUUUUUUCCUUUUCUUCUCUUUCAUUAUUUCUCUUUUUCUUAUUCAUUAUUUCCUUAUUUUUUUUCUUUGUUUCCUGUUUCUCUGUCUUUAUUGAUCGUUCCUUCCCGUUUUACUUUUUAUUCAUUUAUAAACGUUUAAUUUGA